AUGGCGUCUACGAGAGUGACCGUGCUGCUGGUGGUGAUAGUGGUGUUGGCGGCAACGAUAACAACGGAGGCGCAGCAGCUUCCGUCGUGUCUUCAGAAGCUGAUCCCUUGCUUUGAGUACUUAAACUACACCGGGGAGCUAGCGCCCUGUUGUGACGGGCUGAAAGAAGUGACAGCUAACGAGGUUCCUUGUCUCUGCGAGUUUGCCAGGGCUCAUGGGCUGUUGAGCUACUCCAAAGUUGUAGGCGACGAUUUGAGGUCGCCCUAUGAUCUUCCCCGGGAAUGUGGAGUCUCCGAUACCAUCCCCUGCAACGACGACAAAGACGACGACACCGACGAUGCCGCUCCUCCUCCUGUGGUGGAACAUUCUACACCAAAUGGUGCAGGGAGGAUGAUUGCGAGGACUGCAAUUUCAAGCUUGCUACUAUUCAGUGUUCUUUUGAUGAUGCUUUGAUACAUCACAAAUGUGUUGGUUCUUGGACUCCACUUACAUUUCCACACUAAUA
Messenger RNA from Ipomoea triloba (trilobed morning glory), 505 nucleotides. Its product is annotated as lipid transfer-like protein VAS. Lineage: Eukaryota; Viridiplantae; Streptophyta; Magnoliopsida; Solanales; Convolvulaceae. The record is from RefSeq and is a predicted model, not a curated record. The transcript has 2 exons. Bases 1 to 453 code for a protein of 150 amino acids.